ACUUUGAGAUCACAAAAGCAGGAGCCCGCCUCUGUUCCGUCCAAGCCAGAAGAAAUUGGCGAUCCUCCUGCCGCGGGCAACGGCAAGCUACCUAUUGCCACCGGCCAGAUUCUAACAAGAUUACCUGUAAAACCUUCAUUAUCUAGUACAAUACCAGCAAAGAGAGAUGAGAAAGACUUCAAUUAUACUAAAGUUGCUGCCGCAGCAGGGCCUCCUUUGGAUCCUGGGAGCAAAAACAUACCAUUGCUGAAAAGGGUUCCGCCAAAAUUGGACUGGGCCAUGUCACCACAAGUGUCAGUACCUGUUGAUAAAAGGUGGCCAAAUGGAGGAUCAAAUCCUUCUGUUUCCUAUUCUUUGGCAUCUUCUUUGCAGGCAUCACCUCCACCGCCCAAGACAGAAGCUCGUUAUGUGGCUGUUGGAAAUGAAUUGAAGAAUCUACAGAUAGGAACUGUGAGAGAACCAGUUAUAGUCAUGCAACGACCCCAGUCUGUCAAUGCCAGGCACACUCCCACCUCAAAUGUAAGCUCAUCUCCUCCAGGAACAGCAGUGUCGUGGUAUCCUAGUAAUAUUGCUGAAACAAUGACACCCAAUGGUAUGAUUCCACAUAUUCCGUGCACAAGAAGCCUGAGCAUGAAUGGCGUCAGCACUAACCAAUUGUACAACCAACUUCAUUAUCAACAGCACCCGCAUCCAGAACAAUUUGUUUCCAGCAAUGGCACACUUGAAUCACCAGGAUCUAGCCGGGGAAAUAGUUUGUGGAGUAACACAGGUGCAUCCCAGACACAAUCAAUUGCUGCAGCUUCCUCACUUGGACUUUUCUCCGGUUUGGGCACCAAUGGUACUUCUGGGUCAUCGUCUCCUGUUGACUGGAACACCGGCGGUGGCUCAAUGCUGCAGCUAGAUUACGCCAACAUAGACUGGAGUUUGGAUCGCGGCUCAUCGCCGUUGAGAACAGGUGGUAUGUGGCCAACAACGAACUCAUUUAUGCAAAACAAUGCUCGUAAAUAUGAUUCAUUUACCCCUGGACUUGCUGUAAAGUCUACCAUAAGACCUGAUAUGCGCAAUGGGAUUGGUAUACCGAUUCCCGGGUUGCACGAUGGAGCAAGUACAGCAGAAACGUCGGCUGGCGGUUCUCGGGAGUGGACUUCUCCUUUUGAAGAGAAAGACCUUUUUAGCUUACCAAGACAGUUUGUUUCUUCUCCCUCGCUGUAGGGUGGUGGGAGGGAUUUGACUGAAUAAAAAAGAAAAGAGAUGAAAAAAAGAGAACAGUAAAUGUGCUUUGGAUUUGGUGUUGGUGUUGGCUCUUAUGAUGCAUUUGCCCUCUUGAUAUUGUGAGCAAUUAUAGUGAAAAAGAAUACAGUCGUUUUGGUUUAA
Nicotiana tabacum (common tobacco) is the source of this 1374-nucleotide messenger RNA. NCBI's taxonomy places the organism in Eukaryota, Viridiplantae, Streptophyta, Magnoliopsida, Solanales, Solanaceae. The record is from RefSeq and is a predicted model, not a curated record.